Molecule: messenger RNA, 1886 nt
Organism: Scylla paramamosain (green mud crab)
Lineage: Eukaryota; Metazoa; Arthropoda; Malacostraca; Decapoda; Portunidae
Exons: 3
Coding region: 980-1531 (183 amino acids)
Source: RefSeq, a predicted model, not a curated record
UACAGGAACAAUGUCUUCAAAACUAUCUUUCGAAAGAGUUGAAGUCAUAGGUAAGGGAAAUAUAGAGGCAGGCUGGGGGUUCCAGAAUUUACCAUAAAAAGGGAUAAAAAACUGAGAAUAUUUAUCUCUUGGAUUAUGGAGACGGAUAUUUUCAGAUUUGGUUAACAAUGAAACAGUGAUGGGGCGUUCACCACCAGAUUGAAACUACUACACACCAGACAGGAUUUGCAACAACUCAGCAUCCUUAAUUUUUUUUUUUUUAAACGUAUUAAGGAUAACUUAUUCAUCCCCGUGCCCUUCGGUUGCCAAGGAGUGUCAUAGGUACAAAAUAGCAUCCAUAUAAGAAUCAGAACGUAUCAAUUCACCAUAAAUAUUACAUUAUUCUGCAUUUAUAUAUUUUUUUCUGCAAAGCCAUCUCUUAUAUCUUCCAGUUUUUAUACUUUUUAUCUUUUUAUUACCAUAAUCUUUCUUGUCUUAUGUUACAACACAUACAUUUUCAUCUCCACAGGUACCUUCUUCAUGCCUCAACCUAGAUAAAUAGUCAACGAUAUAAUUUAUAAGCGUCUGAACCGUGGCGCGGUGGCUGGCGCGCCUGGCUACAAAAUAUCUCCGGCCAGCGAUUAGACUGGACUUAGUCAGUAGGCGUUCAGUUCUUCAAGUUUAUCCUUGCUUCUGUUUGGCCUAUAAAUGGGUGAUAAGGGAAACCUAGGUAUUUUAAAUCAUGGAAGCCAGGAUUACUAAGAAGAGCCUGUGUCUUAUGAUUAAGGAUAUCGUCAUUAACAACCUCAUAGGCCAGUGAGACAGAGAUGAGAGCUGAAGCAGCGCACGUCUUUAGGGCGUGGCUCAACGUUAUUUUUAACAUAACAUUAUUUGCUUGUUAGGAUUUGGACCAGCAUCCCCACCAUCAUCACUAUCAUCGUCAUCAUCUUCGUUACUAAUGUUAUAUUCUACAAAUUAAAGAAUUCUCGUCGUGGAAAACAUGGAUAUGUUCUACGACAACUUCAGGCUGUCUACAUCUGAGGUGUUGAAAACAAUAGCUGCCAGGAUGGAGAUUGUUCCGAACUAUAUGAAUGGAAUGACACGUCUGCUUACGGAGAACGCAGCUUACCUCUAUGAACGAUUAUUCAUGGAAGUGAAGGUUGCUCACGAUUUUACGGACAGUGAACAAGUAACACCUCUCUACGUUACUCAAGACAGUCUUUUAGCGGAUUUUUCAGCAUUUCUGUUGAUUCGAGAUGCUCCAUUCAAGCCAAACUUUGACUAUUGUUUAAUCACGUUUCACGGGGCUGGAUUGAUAGGGAAGUGGGGAUCGGACGUGAUGGAUGAAAUUCGCAGUGAAAGCAGGAAGAAACAGAGAAAAGAAAAGUCUGUUGAAGUAAAUAAGAUAGAAGGAAAAGUCAAGCCUCUCACUUUCGUGCAUUUGCAGGGGCCGCUCCUUCUUUACCUGGUAUUUAUCAUCGUCUCCUUUGCUGCCUUCCUCAGUGAGACGUCUAUUGGCGUCUGUUUACACCAACUGACAAAAAAAGUGUAAUAUCCCUUUACCUUUAUCGCGGCUCUUCAACAUCCACCCUCGGAACGCCUCUGACAUCAUAAAAACGUAAGAAAAUAAAGGAAGCUACAAGAUACCUUUAGGCUUACACAUGGCAGUCCCUGUAUAAAACACACUUACCGAUUCCCACCUAUCAUUCUCAUCCAUAAGUUUGUCUAAUUUUUUGAAGCUCCCUAAUGUCUCAGCAUUAACAACCUGAUUAUUGAGUUGAUCCUAUUUAUCUACUACUCUAUUUGAAAACCAGUUACUUCCUAUCUCGCUUUUAAAUCUAUGGCUUUUAAAUCUAUGUCCAACUUGAAACCAUUAUUUCUUGUCCUAUCACGAUUUCUUAUCACGA